AUGAUUUUAUAUUAUUUUUUGAUUAUUAGAGAAGCAAAAAUCGAAUAACAACUCAGUAUCACCUUCAAUAGCUCCAAGAUUUAAAAGUCAAUAACAAUUAGAAAGAAAGAGAUCACAACCCUUUAGAACGAAAUUUCAAAUCAAUGCUUAGUUACAAUUAGCAAUAAUGGGGAAUCUGCAAAGAAUUCUAGAAAAAGAAAACUUUAUAUAAAAAUAGCUUGCAAAAUUUAAUAGUUAGUCCAAUUAUAGAAUGAAAAAAAUAAAGGAUAUAUGUAAAAUUCACGCCUAAUCUAUGGAGAAGAACAUUUCGGUUGUUUUUAUAGGAGCAGUAGAAGAUGUUAGAAAGGUCAAUAGCUUGCUAAUAAAAUAGGUAUUUUUUUUUGAU
Molecule: messenger RNA, 385 nt
Organism: Paramecium octaurelia
Lineage: Eukaryota; Ciliophora; Oligohymenophorea; Peniculida; Parameciidae
Source: the annotation of a GenBank genome assembly